This is a messenger RNA of Penicillium taxi, 1077 nucleotides long. RefSeq names its product deoxyhypusine monooxygenase. The coding region runs from base 1 to 1077 and encodes 358 amino acids. Gene Ontology annotation, biological process: peptidyl-hypusine biosynthetic process. Lineage: Eukaryota; Fungi; Ascomycota; Eurotiomycetes; Eurotiales; Aspergillaceae. The transcript has a single exon. Gene Ontology annotation, molecular function: deoxyhypusine monooxygenase activity. The record is from RefSeq and is a predicted model, not a curated record.
AUGGCCCCAAUUGCAAUCGAACCUGAGGGUGACAAUCAAAUCAUCCUGGACCUUCGAAAGGUUCUUACCUCCGAACAGGAACCACUUGCUCGUCGUUUCCGCGCACUCUUUUCUCUCAAGCACCUGGCCUGCCUGCAGCCUCCCACCGAAAAUACCCUUCCUGCCAUCCAAGCUAUCGCUGCUGCCUUUACUUCAAACUCCGCUCUGCUCAAGCAUGAGCUUGCAUACUGCCUCGGUCAGACCCGGAAUCCAGACUCCGUUUCGUACCUGCAGCACGUCUUGAAGGAUGCCGAGGAAGAUGCGAUGUGCCGGCAUGAGGCUGCAGAGGCUUUAGGAGCGCUAGGCUAUGUCGAGAGUCUCGAUAUACUGAAGAAGCUGCGCGACGACCAAAACGAAUUAGAAGUCAUUCGCGAGACUUGUGACAUUGCUGUUGAUCGAAUUCUGUGGGAGAACUCCGAAGAAAGAGCCGCCGAGAAACUUAAGCCCAGGUAUUUUACUCUCACACACGAACUACGUGAUUUUUCUCGAAACAAUUCUUAUUUAUUUAUUUUUAGUGACUUCACUUCUAUUGACCCAGCUCCACCAAUGCCACUGGAGGCCAAAGAGCCCUCCAUUCCCGACUUGGAGAAGACGCUGCUUGACACCAAACUCCCUCUAUUCAAAAGAUAUCGCGCUAUGUUUGGCCUUCGAGACCUUGCAUCCCCUCCUGACCUCCCCACAGCAAACGAGUCUGUUAGAGCACUGGCUAAGGGUCUUAAGGACCCCUCUGCUCUGUUCCGUCACGAAGUUGCCUUUGUCUUUGGACAGCUCUGCCACCCCGCCUCUGUCCCUUACCUCACAGAAUGUCUCAGCGACCUGCAGGAGAUGGGUAUGGUGCGACAUGAAGCCGCCGAGGCCCUUGGCAGCCUAGGUGAUGAGGAAGGAGUCGAGGAUACCCUGAAGAAGUUCCUGAACGAUCCUGAGCAAGUGGUGCGGGACAGCGUGAUCGUGGCGCUUGAUAUGGCAGAAUUUGAGAAGAGUGGCCAGGUCGAAUACGCAUUGGUGCCAACAGCUACUGAAGCCUCUGCGUCAUCAUGA